UAGUAGUAGGCGGGAGGGAGCGGACUCCACAUUUGACUCUCCUGCGCUCUCCCAGGGAAAUGCCCCGGGCACUCAUCUGAGGCACCCAGCAAAGAUGCUUCUAGUCCUGAGACCACCCCAUCAGCGGCCGCGGAGGCGGCCCCCGCUCCACCUUCUCUUCUCCCUGGUCCUGUGUGCGCUCCUGGGCAGCCCUGUGUCUGGAGCUUCCUUCUUUGGAGAGAACCACCUGGAGAUGCCCUUAGAUGAAGACCUGAGCGAGAUUCACGUGAAACUCCAAUUCUUUACGGCCCAACCAGACGCCCUUCUCCUCCUGCUAGCUGGCCCAACUGACCAUCUCCUAGUGGAACUUCGCUCCGGCAGCCUGCAGAUCCGACUAGCCCAGGGAAAUGAAGAGACCCUGCUGCAGUCCCCUGAAGAGAUGCCACUCAAUGACUUGGGGAGCCAUGAUGUGGAGGUGACAGUGGCAGACGGCCAGCUCUCCCUGGCAGUGGAUGACCUCUUCAAUUCUUCUACUACCACCCUCGAGGCUCCCCUCCAGGCCUCCUAUGGCGUCUUUGUGGGAGGAACAGGGAAUCUGCAUCUGUCCUACCUGGCCUCGGCCAGCCGCCCACUUCGAGGCUGCCUCCAGGAAGCCUCUGUCAAUGGCCUCGAUAUCCUGGCCCGACUGACCGAAGGAGUGAGGGAUGGCUGUGCCGCAGAGUUCUCAGCCAGUGACGAUGAGGCUCUGGGCUUCACAGGGGCCCGGGCCUUGGCCACCUUCCCCACGUGGAGCACACGAGACGAAGGCACGCUAGAGUUCACACUAACCACCAGGGUCAAGCGAGCACCCCUGGCGUACCAGGCGGGAGGGCCCCAGGGGGAUUUCAUCUUCCUGGAGAUCUUCGAUGGGCACUUGCGGGCCAUCGUGGAGAAGGGUCACGGGGCCGUCAUGUUGCACAACAGCGUCUCUGUGGCCGACGGGCAGCCCCAUGAAAUCGGCAUCCAUGUGGAUGUGCAUAUGCUCGAGAUCUCCGUGGACCAGUACCCCACGCGCACCUCCAACCGUGGCGUGCACAGCUACCUGGAGCCUCGAGGAAGCCUGCUUCUUGGGGGUCUCGAUGAGGAGGCCUCCCACCGUCUGCGGGAACAUAGGCUGGGUCUGGCCUCCGCGAUUGCCAACGUGUCGCUUGUGGGCUGCCUGGAGGAUCUCACCAUCAACGGAGAGAGGCAGGGACUCCAGAGGGCCCUGAUGACCCGCGACAUCACCGCAGGCUGCGGACUCCCCGAGGAUGAGUACGAGGAUGACGUCUACGAGGUGUACGAGCUGCCAUCCACCUCGGCGCCCGAAGCCUGGCCAGGCCUGGAGAUGCCGGAGCCCUGCGCCCCGGAACAAGGGCUGCCCCCUGUCUUUGCCAACUUCACCAAACUGCUGAUGCUGAGCCCUCUGGUGGUGGCAGAAGGGGGCACGGCCUGGCUAGAAUGGAGGCAUGUUCAGCCCACUGUGGACUUGGGCAAGGCAGGCAUCCGCCAGUCCCAGGUGCUCUUUGGGGUGGCUCGCGAGGCCCGGCAUGGAGAGCUGGACUUCAGCAUCCCUGGAGCUCAGUCCCGGAAGAAGUUCACCCUCCUGGACGUGGUCAGUCGCAAGAUCCGUUUCAUCCACGACGGCUCCGAGGAUCCAGAAGACCAGCUGGUCCUCGAGGUCACGGUGAUGACCCAGAGCCACGUGCCUCAGUGCCUGCGCCAGGGCCAGACCUACGUCCUGCCCAUCCGGGUAAACCCCCUGAAUGACCCUCCCCGAGUGGUCUUUCCGCACGGCAGCCUCCUGGUGAUCCUGGAGCACACCAGAAAGGCGCUGGGGCCCGACACCUUCCAGGCCUACGACCCGGACACCGCCUGCCAGAGCCUCACUUUCCAGCUCAUCAGCAGCCAGCGCCCGGAAGGCGGCCGGGUGGAGAGCAACGCCCAGCCCGGGCAGCGGGUCACCGAAUUCUCCUGCCCGGAGCUGGAGGCGGGCGGCCUCUCCUACGUCCACAGCGGCGGGCCUGCCCAGGAUCUCUUAUUCCGGGUCACUGACGGUCUGGACACCAGCCCCGUGGCGGUGCUGCGCGUGGUGGCCAUCCGGCCCACCAUCCAGAUCCAAAACAACACGGGCCUGUUUGUGCCCCAGGGCUCUUCCGUGCCCCUCUCCACCGCCAACCUGUCAGCCCAGACCAACGCGGUAGGCCAGGAGGUGAGCGUCUUGUACCGGCUGACCGGGGCCCUCCUCUACGGGGACAUCCAGAAGCAGGGGCUCGGCAGAGCUUCCGCCGGGGACUGGGGCUCCGUCAGCACCUUCUCCCAGCGCGACGUGGAGCAGGGCCGCGUGCGCUACCUGAGCACCGACUCGCAGCACCACGCUGAAGACACCACCGAGAAGGUGGGGUUCGAGGUGCAGGUGGGGCAGGAGACCCUGGCCAACAACACCUUCCUGGUCACCAUCCAGAAGGCGGCCAUCCGCAUGCGCAGGCUCGUGCCCCUGCUCACCCACAACACCCGGCAGGAGGUGCUCACCCCGGAGCAGCUGGAUGCCGCCCUGGACGCGGAGUCCGGCCCUGGCCCGGCCGCCUUCCACUACGAGAUCAUCCAGGCCCCCCGGAAGGGCAACCUCCGCCUGCAGAGCAGGCGCCUGACGGAGAGGCAAGGCUUCACGCAGGAGGAUCUUCAGAAGGGCCACGUCAGCUACCGAGCCUCAGCCCGGGCCUCCGAGGAGGCCCAGGACUCGUUCCUCUUCCGCGUCACGGCCCCGCCAUACUUCUCCCCACUCUACGCCUACCCCAUCCGCAUCGGGGGCGAUCCCGACGCUCCGGUCCUCACCAACGUCCUCCUCUCUGUGCCUGAGGGGGGCCGAGGCACCAUCUCCCAAGACUACCUGUUUGUCAGGAGCCUCAACAGCGCCGACUACCUGUACGAGGUCAUCGAAAAGCCCCGCCACGGCAGCCUGGUCUGGCGGGCGACCGGGCAGGGCUCCGGGGCAGACGCUGCCCCCGUGACGACAUUUACCAACGAAGACCUGCAGCAGGGCCGGCUGGUAUACCGCCACGACGACUCGGAGACCACUGAAGACGACAUACCCUUUGUGGCGGUCCGCCAAGGGGAAGGCAGCGGCGGCAUGGCCUGGGAGGAGGUGCGGGGUGUCUUCCGGGUGGCCAUUCAGCCAGUGAACGACCAUGCCCCAGUGCAGACGGUCAGCCACGUCUUCCGCGUGGCUCGAGGCGGCCGGCGGUUGCUGACCACAGACGAUGUGGCAUUCGCCGAUGCUGACUCAGGUUUCACCGAUGCCCAGCUGGUGCUCACCCGGAAGGACUUGCUCUUUGGUAGCAUUGUGGCCGCCGAUGACCCCAGCCGGCCUGUCUACCGCUUUACCCAAGAAGAUCUGAGGAAGAAGAAGAUCCUGUUUGUCCACUCAGGAGCUGACCGAGGCUGGAUCCAGCUCCAGGUGUCAGAUGGCCAACACCAGUCCACUGCGCUGCUUGAAGUCCAGGCCUCUGAGCCUUACCUCCGGAUCACAAACAAUUCCGGUCUGGUCGUCCCCCAAGGAGGCCAAGGGACCAUCGACACAUCCGUGCUGGGCCUCGACACCAACAUGGACAUCCGCAGCAGUGAGGAGGUGCGCUACCACAUCACUGCAGCCCCCCGGUGGGGCCAGCUGCUCCGAGCAGGCCAGCCCACCUCCACCUUCUCCCAGAGGGAUCUGCUGGAAGGUGCUGUCCUCUAUCAGCAUAAUGGCAACCGCAGUCCCCAAGACGUCCUGAGCUUCUCUGUGGAGGCUGGCCAGGUGACUGCAGAAGACACACUGAAGGUGACUGUUUCCCUGGACAGACCACUGGCCCCACUUCAGAUGGUGAAGCAGGAGAAGAUGUACGUCUUCCAGGGGGAAGCAGCUGAAAUUAAGAGAGACCUCCUAGAGGUGGCCCAGGAAGAUGUACCUGCUGCAGAGAUUGUAUACAAGGUGACUGACCCGCCAAGAGCUGGCUACCUAGUGACUGUCUCUCAAGGAGCUUCAGCUAAUGAGCCCCCCAGCCUGGACCCUGUCCACAGCUUCACUCAGGAGGAUGUGAAUGAAGGCCGGGUCCUAUAUCUCCACUCCCAGGCAGAGGGCUGGACUGACCGCUUCACUCUGGAUGUAGCUUCCAGUGUUGGAGCCACCCUUCAAGGAGUGCAGGUCGAGCUGCAGGUGCUGCCGGUCACCAUCCCCCUGGAGACCCAGAACUUCAGUGUGCCCGAGGGAGGUGCCCAUCCUCUGGCCCCUCCAGUACUUAGGGUCACUGGACCCUACUUCCCCACACUGUCUGGUCUAGAGUUCCUGGUCCUGGAACCACCCCAGCAUGGGAGCAUCAAGAGAGGAGAGACACCCCAGGAUGGAAACCUCAGCACCUUCACAUGGAGAGAGGUGGAACAGCAGCUGAUCCAUUAUGUACAUGAUGGCAGUGAGACCCUGAUGGAUGCUUUCAUCCUUGUGGCCAAUGCCUCUGAGAUUGACCGACAAAGCCAGCCUGUGACCUUUGGCAUCACUGUUCUACCCCUCAAUGACCAAGUCCCAACCCUCACGGUCAACACAGGUGUACAGAUGUGGGAAGGAGCCACAGCCCAGAUCACCCCUGAUAUCCUGAAAGGAGAAGAUGCUGACUCCCUCCCUGAAGAUCUGGUCUUCUCCAUCCAGCCACCAACCAAUGGGAGGAUGGUGCUGAGGCUGUCACCAAGGACAGAGAUCCAGCAGUUCACUCAGGCCCAGAUCAAUAAUGGACUCGUUCAGUUUGUCCAUGAAGGGCCCCUGGAUGGUGGAUUCCAUUUCAACCUCUCCGAUGGCGAUAACGUCUCACCAGGACACUUCUUUGCUGUGAAGGCUCAAAAGUUGCGACAAAUCACUGUGGAAAGCAAUCAAGCCCUUACCAUCUGUCCAGGAACCUUCCAGACCAUUACCAACCGAAACCUGAAAGUGACUACCAAUGAAGAUACAGACCCCCAUCACCUGUUUUACUUUGUUGAGCGGGGCCCUUGGCUAGGACGGCUGACCCAUUCUCGGCUGGGGAGCAGUGGGGAUGCCCUGAGGAACUUCACACAGGCCGAGGUGGAUGCUGGGGAGAUACUUUAUGAGCAUGAGAUGCCCUCAGAACCCUUCUGGCUGGCCCAGGACACCCUAGGCCUGCGGGUCUCCUCACCUCCUGCCCGAGAUGUUGCCAUCAGCCUUUCCAUCGCUGUGUCCUUUGAGACCUGUUCCCAGCGCACCAGCCGCCUCUGGAAGAAUGAAGGUCUCUGGGUCCCAGAGGGUCAAAGGGCAGAGAUCACCCGGGCAUCCCUAGACGCCUCCAAUCUCCUGGCCAGCAUCCCAGCCUCGGACCGCCCCUCCCACAAUGUAGUCUUCUUAGUGACGGAGUUGCCGGCCCAUGGGGAACUGUGGGUGGGCAGCCAUCACCUGGAUGCUGCCCAGCCUUACUUUCUUCAGUCUGACCUGGCCAGGGGGCGGUUAGCCUACAUCCACAGGGGCUCAGGCACGCAGAAAGAUGGUUUCCAUUUCCAAGCUUCAAUCCAGGCUGGGCAGCAAGACUCUGCUCAGACGCCCCCAGCAGAGCAUGGACCUGUGAUCUCUGAGACGUUCCAAAUCACUGUGCGGGAUGUCAACGAGAAGCCACCCCAGCCCCAGGCCUCCAGGCCUCUGCAGAUCAUUCGAGGUACACGCGCCCCACUCUCCCGGGCUCAGCUAAGUGCUAUGGAUCCAGACUCUUCCCCCGAAGAGAUCGAGUACCAAGUGAAGAGGGCGCCCCACAAUGGCUACCUCCUGCUGAUGGGCGGUCAGCCUUCCCCCGUGACUCGGUUUACCCAGGCAGACGUGGAUGCUGGGAGGCUGAGCUUCACAGCCAAUGGCAGCAGCACCCUGGGUAUUUUCCAGCUGAGCAUCUCUGAUGGGGCAAGCCCUCCUGUGGACACGUCCUUGUCUGUGGAUGUCCUGCCGUCAUCCAUUGAAGUACGCACCCGAACGCCGCUGGAGAUACCCCAGGGCCUAAAUUGGGCUCCGCUGACCCAGCAGCACCUUUUUGUGAUAUCUGACCAGGAAGAGCCAGACGCCACAUACUCCAUCACGCACAUGCCCCAACACGGGUCUCUGCUGGUCAAUAGGGAGCCCAAGACGAGCUUCAACCAGAAGCAAGUGGAGCAAGGGGAAGUGGCCUUUUCCUUCACCAAUUUCACCUCGGCCUCGGAUCAGUUCCAUCUGCUCUCCCUUGCCCGUGGGGCCAACGCCUCCGCAACGGUGAAUGUGACCGUCCGGGCACUGGUGCAGGCGCAGGCUGCUGAGCCCUGGCCCCAGGGCACCACCCUUCGCCUGGACACCAGCAUCCUGGAUGCCGGGGAGCUGGCCAACCGGACGCAGAGCGUGCCCCGCUUCCGGAUCCUGCGGGGACCGCAGAGAGGCCGAAUUGUGCGCAUCCCACGGGACAGGGACCAGGAGCCUCAGGCCCAGCUGGUGGAGCUGUUCACCCAGGAGGACCUCAAGGAAGGGCUGAUUGGGCUGGAGCUGAGCAAGCCAGAAGGCAGGGAGCCCCCGCGGCUGCAGGACAGCAUCACCUUUGAGCUGUCGGCCAGGGGGGUGCCUCCAGCGGUGGCCUCCCUCGAUUACACGUCGGAGCCUUAUGAUGCGUCCAGGCCCUAUGGCGUGACUUUGCUCAUUGCCCCUGGCUCCUCUGAAAGCAGCGGGGGCUCGCGUGGAAAGGACAGCUCUUCCCGGACGGUCACGGGGCCCCAGGGGCCCGAGAGACCCACCCCCAACAUCAGAGACACAGGAGGGGCCCCCACGACCGGGCAGGGCCAGGUGACGCCAACCAGUGCUGCGCCCGCAGAAGGGGGCACCUUCCUGGGCUUCAUCGAAGCCAAUAUGUUUAGCAUCAUUAUUCCCAUCUGCCUUAUCCUGCUCCUGUUGGCCCUCAUCCUGCCCCUGCUCUUCUACCUCCGCAAGCGCAACAAGACGGGCAAGCACAACGUCCAGGGUCUAUCGGCCAAACCUCGCAAUGGCAUGGCCAGCGACGCCGAGACCUUCCGCAAGACCGAUCCCAGUCAGACCAUCCCACUGACCUCCGUGCCCGGCAAAGGGCCUGAGGCCAGGGGCCAGCAGGACCCAGAGCUGCUACAGUUCUGCCGGACACCCAACCCUGCUCUCAAGAAUGGCCAGUACUGGGUCUGAGCCCCUGCCCCCCAGGAACAACUCUGACAGACAAUUCUCUUCCCUUCUUGGGUCCGAGGGUCCCACUUCUACCUCCCACUUCCAUGUUCCUUACUUCCUUUCAUCCAUCCUCAUUCUUCUCAGGGGGUUUCUUGGGCUGAACAAGAGGGCCAGUCCCACAUCACCAUCAUGUCUGAUGAGACAGAGAAACUCAGUAAACUGUGGGAGAGUUGGGAGGCUGGGGUGGAGCAAAGACCCCCAGAGGGUCAGGAACAAGGAUCAAGGAUCUUCCCUUCCCCACAUCACCAUACCUGGAGAACUCCAAAGGUUUAGUAAUAAGAGAAGGUCGGGACAGGGAUGGAAAAUGGAACUAAGGAAAUGAAGCUGGCCCCUUUGUUGGGACCCCAAUUUGGACAGUUAGGAGGCAGGAUGGUCUUAUGGGGAGAGUAGUGGGCAGAGGGAUUCUUAGGUCCAUCGAGGUCCAUCUCCAGUUCCUGGCAUGACCUUGGGUAAGUCAUGUCCCCAGUCAAGGGAAGGGCAAAGAGAAAGGGCUCUCUCCUACCCGGGUGGAGAUUGGAGAGAUGGGAUUCCACGUUAGGAGUCCUCACCUCAAGACUCUGCCCCCCAACAUCCAUCCCCAGCACAGGCCCUCCCUUUACUCUGAAAUGGGGGAAAACACCUUCCCAAUGGGGCCCACUUUGGGGUUUCUAGGAAGGGGCUUCCCCUCAGGGUCCAAGAAGGGUGGCAGCCAGGAGCCAAGGUCUUCCCCCUCAUAGUGGGGCUAGUGGGACAGGAGAGAGAGGAGCGAUGAUCAGGCUUUCUAGGAGGGAGGGAAGUUCCCUGGGGGGAGGGCAUCCACAUUUAUUUAAGGGAUAUUGCACAAAAAUCUAUUUAACACAUUGCUAAGGCGGGCUGGGUUGGGAGCUUCCAAACAGCCUGGAGAAGGCAGCCUUCUGGACCAGGGGAAGCACCAGGAUGCCAGUUCUGAGCUCCAGAACGUGAUAGGAGGCGUUUGUUUGGUUUGCCGGCUCUCUGAGGUUACAGAACCUCUGAGACAGAUAAAGGACCUGAGAAGAUGCCAUCAGAAAGACCUUCUUCUGCAGGGGACCAAAGGCCAAACCCAUGGAGAAACCCAGGGACUCUGAGCCACUGGCCAGCCUUGGCAGAGCUCCUGGCGGUUCCUUGGGGCUCCCACCUGUUGGAGAAAGGAGCCGGGUUCCUUGGGACUGUGGGGAUUCUCCAGGGCCUCUAUAAAUGGUGCUUUGGUUGAUUCUCAA
This is a messenger RNA of Monodelphis domestica (gray short-tailed opossum), 8448 nucleotides long. RefSeq names its product chondroitin sulfate proteoglycan 4 (gene CSPG4). Gene Ontology annotation, biological process: anatomical structure morphogenesis. The record is from RefSeq and is a predicted model, not a curated record. NCBI's taxonomy places the organism in Eukaryota, Metazoa, Chordata, Mammalia, Didelphimorphia, Didelphidae.